AUGUCUCUCCCAUUCACAUACCACGCCAAUGCUCAAACCGAGUUUAAGCCUCCUCUCAUUGCCAACGAGAAUGCAUUCCUCGGUGAUGUGUCAGUAUCUACCGACGAAGCUGCACCACUAUCAGCUGGUUUCUACAGAUUAGAAAAGGGUACACCAUUGAUCUACGAAUACACAUAUCAUGAGAUGAAGAUUAUCGUUGAUGGAGAGUUUGAUAUUAGUGAUGAGACUGGACAGAAGGUUCAUGCCACCAAGGGCGAUGUUUUCUACUUUCCAAAGGGAAGCAAGAUUACUUUCACUACAGAAACUUUCGGGUUGGGAUUCUUCGUUGGACAGAGAAAGACUGGAACCGCAUAA
Molecule: messenger RNA, 354 nt
Organism: Botrytis porri
Lineage: Eukaryota; Fungi; Ascomycota; Leotiomycetes; Helotiales; Sclerotiniaceae
Exons: 3
Coding region: 1-354 (117 amino acids)
Source: RefSeq, a predicted model, not a curated record